ACCACCCUAGAGAAGAAAGCAAAUCAAUGUGAUCAGGAUGGCUGGAGCUCCCUCUGGACGGCCUUGCUGCGUAACUUUCCCACCCAAGACAAGUGAAGAGCAUUUUCUCCCCAUCCGGAGGGCUGGGCAGAUAUAAAGUCAUGAAGAACUGGGGAGUGAUAGGCGGGAUCGCCGCUGCCCUUGCGGCGGGAAUAUACGUUAUCUGGGGUCCCAUUACAGAGAGGAAGAAGCGGAGAAAAGGGCUCGUGCCUGGGCUCGUCAACUUAGGGAACACCUGCUUCAUGAACUCGCUGCUGCAGGGCUUGUCUGCCUGCCCCGCCUUCGUCAAGUGGCUGGAGGAGUUCACCACCCAGUACUCCAGGGACCAGCAGGGGCCCCACCCACACCAGUGCCUCUCCUUGACGCUGCUGAACCUCCUGAAAGCUUUGUCCUGCCAAGAAGUCACCGAGGAUGAGGUCUUGGAUGCAAGCUGCCUGCUGGAUGUGCUGAGGAUGUACAGGUGGCAGAUUUCUUCCUUUGAAGAACAGGAUGCUCACGAGUUGUUCCACGUCAUCACCUCCUCACUGGAAGACGAGCGGGACCGCCAGCCUCGAGUCACUCAUCUCUUUGACGUUCAUUCCCUGGAGCAGCAGUCAGAGAUGACUCCCAGACAAGUCACCUGCCACACGAGAGGGUCUCCUCACCCCACGUCUAAUCACUGGAAGUCUCAGCACCCUUUCCACGGAAGACUAACUAGUAACAUGGUGUGCAAACACUGUGAGCACCAGGGGCACCCACUGACCCUGGACCACUGCCUUCAUCAUUUCAUCUCCUCCGAGUCGGUGCGGGACGUCGUGUGCGACAACUGUACAAAGAUUGAAGCAAAAGGAACGUUGAAUGGGGAAAAGGUGGAGCACCAGAGGACCACGUUCGUUAAACAGUUGAAGCUAGGGAAGCUGCCCCAGUGUCUCUGCAUCCACCUGCAGCGGCUCAGCUGGUCCAGCCACGGCACGCCCCUGAAGCGGCAUGAGCACGUGCAGUUCAACGAGUUCCUGAUGAUGGACUUCUACAAGUACCGCCUCCUGGGACACAAGCCCAGUCAGCUUGGCCCCAAAGCCAGUGAGGACCUGGGGUCUGCCCUGGGACUACAGGACACACAAGCGGCCCCGACGCCAGGUCUGAGUCAGCCGGGGGCCCCCAAGACCCAGAUUUUCAUGAACGGCGCCUGCUCCCCGUCUUUGCUGCCAGCCCUGCACUCCCCGAUGGCCUUCUCUCUGCCGGUGGUUCCCGACUACAGCUCCUCCACGUACCUGUUCCGCCUGAUGGCAGUUGUCGUCCACCAUGGAGACAUGCACUCUGGACACUUCGUCACUUACCGACGGUCCCCACCUUCGGCCAAGAACCCUCUGUCAACCAGCAACCAGUGGCUGUGGGUCUCCGAUGACAGCGUCCGCAAGGCCAGCCUGCAGGAGGUCCUGUCCUCUAGCGCCUACCUGCUGUUCUACGAGCGAGUUCUGUCCAGGGUACAGCAGCAGGGGCGCGAGUACAGGGCCGAGGAGUGACGGGCAGCCCAGCCAGGGCCCGCGGUGAGGGCCGCGUCCAGGAUAACGGAAGGCAUGCCACGUGUGCGCGGGCAAGCAGCCCCUCGAGAGCCCUCAGCCUUGUGUGUAUUGUGAGAGCAGGCUCCACACGGGAGCCUGUCUGCGCAGCGCUGCCGGGGGGUGCUGGAAGGUUCCUCGUGUGAGGACAGCCUCCAUCGGGUCUGGAACACCCUCCUCAUCUGACACAGGUCAUUAAAGACACAGACUCCAGCGGCCACCCUUUCUGUACUGUAACAUGCUAGGUGUCCUCAGAGGGCACUGCCUUGUCUGGUCCUCUGACAUUCCAGCAUAGAUCUUUAUUUUUAAUAAGAAGGCCCUAAAUAUUACAAGAAUUAGUGAAAUUAUUAUUUUUUUUUAAUUAGUGAAAUUAUUAAAGGUAACAAUUCAGAAGAAAAAGUGCCUUUCCCUUCUGGUUGUUCUGGGAACAGGCAUGUCCUAAGAGUCACAGGCACAAUGUUGGGAAAGCCCUUGUCCUUCCAAGUUCCUUAGAGGUCAAAAGAACAUUUAAGGAUGCCUAAACAGCAUGGUAGCUCAUGCCUGGAAUCUCAGCACUCAGAGGCUGGGCAGGAGGAUCACUGCAAGUUCCAGGCCAGCCUGGGCUACAUAAUACAACCUAGUCUCCUCCCCCAAAGCCUGGAGAACACCUCCCCACCUUUGGGUAUGCCUUUUGUAAUCUUCAGUUCUUUAUAUGUAGUCAAGGUCACCGGCCAGUCCCACCCCGAGCCUUUUCCAAAACUCUGCUGUCUACACUGUCUGCUGAUCCUGCUUCGAGAGACAGCUCGCUUUGUGUUAUUAGUUCCCAUAACGGGGUCUGCAGGCAAGAGCCUGGGCAGGGCGGAAGAGUGUAUGGGCCAGGGCUGCAGGCUCUCUGGCCUUGCUUCUUAGAGCCCACGGUGAGGAAGACAGCAUGAUGUUUGAACAGAACUGCAGCCAAUGCAUCCUGCCCUAUGCUCUAGGACCACGUUCUAAGAGUGUGUCCAGUGACCUUGUAAGCACAGGGCGCGCUGGGAAUUUCUUCCGUUUUCAGAGAAGUUUCACGAAUAGCCAGGCAUGGAGGAAUCUCGAGGGCGCAAUAGCACCUCUGUUUAUGCCAAGUUUGUCAUUUAAAAACAAAAACACGAUACCAAACCAAAUUCAGACGGACUCUUCUGAUGUAAGAUUUGGAACCAGACCUAGCCAGAGGUCACUGAGGGUAAGGCCAAGGACGUGUUUUCUCUGCAGGGGUGAGCUGGCAGACAUUCCAGAUGUGCCUAGGCAUCAACUAUGAGAUGAGGUCUCACUGUGCAUCCUGAGGACUUGAGACUCUGAGACUGUGCCGUGCUGGACCGCCAAGCCACAGCUCCCACAAAAGGAGCAGCUGAACCAUUUGAUGUGGCCAGGGGCCCUGCAGACCUGGCUUUUGGGUUGAGGUGAACGCACAGGCGCUCGGUCACGUGUGAUCUUAGAGCACUUGGCAGAGUUGUAGGCUCCAAUCGUCAGUCCUGCUACUCGUUCUGAGGUCAGCCACGGAGAGAUGACCAAAAAGACAGGUGUGGGAUGCUGGUCAGAGCCUGGGUUUGAGCCAAGGUUGUAAAUGUGUUAACCUGACCAAGUGCUAAUGUACUUCUUCAUUUUGUAAAUUAUUAGACAUUAGAUAGCAACCAAUGAUGAUUUCUAGUUUUAAGUUAUUCACAGUAGGUAGCUUCUUCCUGGAAAACCUAAGUUAAGCUUAGUACUUACGCCGUAGGCUGCUGAGUGUGGAUCUGCUAAAGGCACUUUUGUAUCUGCUGUGUGCUAUAGCAAUAAAGACGGUUUUGUUAGGAAA
Peromyscus maniculatus bairdii (prairie deer mouse) is the source of this 3384-nucleotide messenger RNA. Lineage: Eukaryota; Metazoa; Chordata; Mammalia; Rodentia; Cricetidae. The record is from RefSeq and is a predicted model, not a curated record.